This is a messenger RNA of Guillardia theta CCMP2712, 807 nucleotides long. RefSeq lists its product as hypothetical. Gene Ontology annotation, biological process: acyl-CoA metabolic process. The record is from RefSeq and is a predicted model, not a curated record. Gene Ontology annotation, molecular function: fatty acyl-CoA hydrolase activity. Bases 1 to 807 code for a protein of 268 amino acids. The transcript has 3 exons. Lineage: Eukaryota; Cryptophyceae; Pyrenomonadales; Geminigeraceae.
AUGGCGAGGGGAACCAGGAGGAUGCUGAGCUCGAUGGUGUCGUCGGUGAGGACGGGAUUGACGGCUCGACUAUGGCAGCAGAGAUGGGACAUGCAGAAGUACAAGCAGAACGCGUCGAAGAUGCAGCAUGCGUUUCCUCCGAAGAGACCCAAGGACUCCUUCCUCCGAGCAGAACUGAAAGUGCGCAGCGACGAGCUGGUCAGAGAUCAGUACCUCAACUUCCGUGGAGGAUUGAGGUUCGCGCUCUUGCUGGAGGAUAUUGACGCAUUUGCUGGCAAUAUAGCUUUCAUGCAUUGCAACGAUGGCGAUCCUGAAACGAUUGUUCCUACUCUGGUGACUGCAUCUCUUGACCGACUUGACAUUCACGACCCGAUCACGUUGAAUCUUGGACAAGACUUUGUGCUUGAAGGAAACGUGUCGUGGGCAGGACGUACUUCCUUGCAGAUAGACGUCAGUCUCUUUCCGAAGUCAGAACUUGACGUCUCAAAUUCUGAACACAAGCUUCGAUGCUCUAUGGUGUUUGUCUGCGUCGAUCAGAAAGGCAAGGCCUUUCCGAUCAACCCUCUGAUCCUAGAGACCCCUCAAGACGAAAAGCGAUUCAAUGAGGGAGAGAGGGCAAACCUCGUGAGGAAGGAGGAGCGCAAAAGAAGUUUGAAAGUUUCUCCGCCAACUGAGGAGGAAGCGAAAAUCCUGCAUCGCGCCAUGACUGUACCCGACGGGAUUCCGGACGGGCUGCCGAUGGCUGCUGUCAGGAUGCAGUCAGUGACCAUCAUGCAACCGCAGGCAUGCUCUACUUCUUGUAUCUGA